Dermacentor andersoni is the source of this 2455-nucleotide messenger RNA. RefSeq names its product glucose-fructose oxidoreductase domain-containing protein 2. The record is from RefSeq and is a predicted model, not a curated record. NCBI's taxonomy places the organism in Eukaryota, Metazoa, Arthropoda, Arachnida, Ixodida, Ixodidae. Gene Ontology annotation, molecular function: nucleotide binding.
UGCGGUGGCUGUGUGUGCAUUGGUGUGUGCGCCUGUGUCAUGUGCGACUGAUAGCUAGUUUUUCGUCUUCGUCGUUGUGCGCGGGUUUCGCGCUAGCGUUCGGUGUACUCGUUGUAGUGAUCUAAAUGAAGUUUCGCCGAAUCGCUGCUAGAUUCAAGAGCCGUAUUGUAGUCUCUAUAAUGUUUCAAAAACUAUAGCAAGGUGUCAGAGCAGUCUUCCGUCGUGAACAUGUUGCCAGGGGUAGGUGUUUUCGGCACUGGUAAGUCGGUGCGAGUGCUGGUCCCGUGUUUGCGCUCUCGUGGCUUUAAGGUAGAAGCCAUUUGGGGCCGGACUAUUGAUACAGCGAAGGAAGCUGCUUUGGAACUGGGCAUUCCGUUUUACACGAGCAAGGAAGAUGAGGUCCUUCUCCGCAAAAGCGUUGAUUUGGUGUGCAUCAUGUGCUCUCCUCACCAGCACGCCCAGAUCGCCGUCAAGGCUCUAGGUAUUGGAAAACAUGUUCUGUGUGAUCGCCCUGCUGGUCUGUCACAGUCAGAAGUACUUAAGAUGGUGCGAGCGGCGCAGUACUACCCAACGCUCAUAUCAGUGCUUUGCCACAGUCUGCGAUUCCUACCAGCGUACGUUCACAUGAAGCGGCAGAUACAGGACGGGUAUGUGGGAACUGUGCAGAUAAUUGAGGCUCGAGUACAUUGCGGUUCUCUUGUUCAUGACCGCUACGACUGGACUUGCGAAGAGUCCAUGGGAGGUGGUGUACUGUCCACAUUUGGCAGUCACAUAAUCGACAUAGCAGCUUUUGUGACGGGCCUUCGCGCAGUUCGUGUACACGGCUUGACGAGGACAUUGACCAAGACGACGGACACUGUGUGUGGCAUCCGGCAGGUGAGCAGCGACGACUUCUGCACCUUCCAGAUGGAGCUGAGCAACGGAGCAUAUGCAACCGUCACGCUGAACAGCCACUGCGCGGGCCAGUUCAGCCAGGAGCUUCUGGUGUGCGGCACCCGCGGCAAUCUGGUGGUACGCAGCGGGGAUCUGCACGGGCAGCGCAAAGGCGCCAAAGAGGAAGUGCUGUACCUGGACGUUGAGGACUUGAAACAGGCGCCGGACUGCGUGGUACCGAAGCCGCACGCCAAGGGACUCGUCAAGAUGGUUACAGCGCUGCGGGAUGCUUUCGCCUCGCGUGCUCAUGGCCAGGGCUGGGCCAAGGAACCUACCGAAAGUGCUGCUAGUUUCGAGGACGGCCUCUACAUUCAAGCGGUUAUGGAGGCAGUGCGCCAAUCGUCGCAGGCGCGCCAGUGGGCGCGUGUGCAGUUGUUGCAGGACGAGGGCCGCAACAAGGGUGCCUUCUGCUGCCUCUAUCGCAUGGCCAGUGCUUCCAUGUAGCCACUCCUCAGUUUUAUUUAUUGCAAGAUGACGCACAAGUUCUACGCACCUUGCCACCUCCACAGCACAGGGAUGUAGGGGUGCAGCUUCACUUUGCAGGUCAUGCAGAGUUUGCACGGGUGCUUUGUGUAUAUAGCCCUCAUGAAAUUGGUGCCACUAAUUUACAGCUUCUGCUGGACAGAUUUACCUGCCUGCAUUUAUGCAACCUUCUCUUUUUCUUUUUUUCCAGUAUUUUCAUGCAGGUGCAGCUGCCUUUUCAUACUUAUAGAGUAGCAAAGGAUUGAGCACACAAAGUGUGCACAUCUCUUGUUGCCGAUACCUCUUAGUCCAUCAUUUGAAGGUGCCUGAGCAAAAAAAAAAAAUUCAAAGCAGCUUGGUAGUCAUUGGCAAGUAGUGCCACGUCAUAGUCUUCUCGAGGCUCAGAGUGAACGGAAAGUGCAGCUGCACUUAUGCAGGUAUACAGCAAAUUGUAGGUUGUGCUAGCAUUAACGUGAUACAUGUGCCCUCGCUGAAGCUACAUGUGCAUUGUUUGUCCUCUUGUGAUUACAAGGUAGCUGACGAUCUCAGGUUGCUUUUAAUCUUUGCUGUCAUUGUUAGUACCUGUUCAAGUUUUGAAUGAAAUUCUAGUCCUUUUCUACAAGUGGCCUGUAGUGCUUAUCAAGAAAAGGGUGCAGAGGCCCUUUUUGCCAAUGAUCUUGAACAUAUUUUGAGGGAUUUCUGUUUGUGCCCACUGCUGCAUUUAUUUUGUUUGGCAGCUUGUUCUCAUUUAUACACAUGUUUUGCGAGCCUAUAUUGCUUUUUUUUCUUUUUAUAAUUGCAACUCUGACAUGUAACACAUGCACGCACACACGUAUAUAUUAGACACGUACACACACUUGUUUCCUCUAUACACUACGGUGCUUCAAUUUUCUCAUUCUUGUUGUAAAUGUUGCCACUGCAAAAGAUUUGUACUUAAGGUAAUACCCCUCCAGCCAUUAACUAAAAGCAUAGUUGUUAAACAUAUGUUAUACAAUGUUUUAGUGUAUUCCGUAAAGCCGCAAGCCUAUCAGAAUGCAAUAAAGUUCAAGGUAAUUAUUUA